Molecule: messenger RNA, 6321 nt
Organism: Exophiala oligosperma
Lineage: Eukaryota; Fungi; Ascomycota; Eurotiomycetes; Chaetothyriales; Herpotrichiellaceae
Product: fatty acid synthase subunit alpha
Exons: 1
Coding region: 410-6007 (1865 amino acids)
Biological process (GO): long-chain fatty acid biosynthetic process
Cellular component (GO): fatty acid synthase complex
Molecular function (GO): 3-oxoacyl-[acyl-carrier-protein] synthase activity; fatty acid synthase activity; 3-oxoacyl-[acyl-carrier-protein] reductase (NADPH) activity
Source: RefSeq, a predicted model, not a curated record
GGAAAAUUCGGACGGACAUUGUUGCACCUUCGAUCCCAACCAACUUUUCUCGUAGCAACACCUAUCUCAACCCUCUUGUCCGUGUGUACAUUGAUUACUCUUCUUCUCCGAUCACACACGAAGGUAUCGGGACACUUCAUCCCUCUAUUGUCCUCCACCUCCAUCCUCGUUCCAUACUACUCUCGAUCAAUACCUCAUUCAACACUCCUCCAUUGACCACCACUACUGACUGUGUGCAAGCACAAUUGCCCCUUCCUUAAUACCUGUGCUUUGAUACCCAGCCUUUGCUCUGAUUCAUUUCAUUCAGCUUGGGCACUUCUGGUCGAGUACAUAAUCUUCUCUCGACCUCAAAAACACAACUACCACGAAGCUAUUUUCCUCAAAAUCGUCAUAACCGCAUCCCGCCAUCAUGCGUCCUGACGUCGAGCAAGAGCUCGCCCACACCCUGCUCGUUGAGCUCCUCGCAUAUCAAUUUGCCUCUCCAGUGAGGUGGAUUGAGACUCAAGAUGUUAUCCUUGAGACGAAUAGAACAGAGAGGAUCGUCGAGAUCGGCCCCGCAGACACACUGGGUGGUAUGGCAAAGAGAACGUUAGCAUCCAAAUACGAAGCAUACGACGCAGCUACCUCUGUCUCACGGCAGGUUUUGGCAUACAACAAAGAUCAGAAAGAGAUUUACUACGAUGUUGACCCCAUUGAAGAGGAACCUGCUCCGGCUGCUGCUGCGCCCGCCGCUUCUUCCUCAGCUCCAGCAGCUCCCGCACCCGCGGCCGCACCAGCAGCAGCAGCACCUCCCGCCUCCUCUGCCGGCCCUGCUGCGGCCGUCGCUGAUGCCCCAGUCGCUGCUGUCGACAUCCUCAGAGCCCUUGUUGCCCAGAAGCUGAAGAAGUCACUCGCAGAUAUCCCUCUGAGCAAAGCCAUCAAAGAUUUGGUCGGUGGAAAGUCCACACUACAGAAUGAAAUCCUCGGUGAUUUGGGCAAAGAGUUUGGCUCAACUCCAGAGAAGCCCGAGGAUACCCCUUUGGACGAACUGGGUGCUGCUAUGCAAUCGACAUUCAACGGCCAGCUGGGCAAGCAGUCAUCAUCUCUGAUUGCUCGCCUGGUGUCGUCCAAGAUGCCGGGUGGCUUCAACAUCACGGCCGUGAGAAAGCACCUUGAGACCACUUUUGGCCUAGGCCCUGGUCGACAAGACGGUGUACUGUUGCUCGCAUUGACAAUGGAGCCAGCAGCUCGUCUGGGCUCUGAGAACGAUGCGAAGACCUAUCUCGGCGAUGUCGCGCAGAAGUAUGCUUCGACAGCGGGCAUUAGUCUCUCUUCUGCAUCCGCAGGUGGUGCAGCUGCAGCUGGCGCUGGUGCUGGGAUGAUGAUGGACCCUGCGGCGAUCGAUGCCCUAACCAAAGACCAACGUGCGCUUUUCAAGCAACAACUUGAAUUGUUCGCCCGAUAUCUGAAGAUGGAUCUUCGAUCAGGCGACAAGGCUUUCCUUGGUUCGCAGGAGAACAACAAGGCCCUUCAAGCUCAACUCGAUUUGUGGAACACCGAGCACGGAGAGUUCUAUGCCUCUGGAAUUGAGCCAUCCUUCAGCGCAUUGAAAGCUCGUAUCUACGACUCAUCCUGGAAUUGGGCUCGCCAAGAUGCCCUGAGCAUGUACUACGAUAUCAUCUUUGGUCGUCUACAAGCUGUUGACCGCGAAAUCGUCAGCCAGUGCAUCCGCAUCAUGAACAGAUCAAAUCCAACCCUCAUCGAGUACAUGCAGUAUCACAUCGACAACUGCCCAACAGAUCGAGGCGAGACCUAUCAACUUGCCAAAGAGCUGGGUCAGCAGCUCAUUGAGAACUGUAAGGAUGUCCUCAACGAGGCACCUGUGUACAAAGACGUUGCAAUUCCUACUGGUCCUCAGACAACAAUUGACGCUCGUGGUAACCUUGACUACAAAGAGGUUCCCCGACAAAGUGCCCGCAAACUUGAGCAGUACGUCCGCGAGAUGGCCGACGGCGGCAAGAUCUCAGAAUACAGUAACCGCACCAAGGUUCAGAAUGACCUUCGCAAUGUAUACAAGUUGAUCCGGAAGCAGCACAAACUGUCCAAAACUUCCCAGCUGCAAUUCAACAGCUUGUACAAGGAUGUUGUGCGUGCUCUCGCCAUGAAUGAGUCUCAGAUCAUGCCUCAGGAGAAUGGGGAUGUGAAGAGACCUGGCAAAAAUGGAUCGCUAACCCGUGCAACGAUGAACGGUACGCUCAAGCAAGGAAAGACCGAAACCAUUCCAUUCCUUCAUCUCAAGAAAAAGCAAGAGCACGGAUGGGAUUAUAGUAAGAAGCUCACGGGCAUCUACCUUGAUGGCCUUGAGAAUGCCGCUCGGGCCGGUAUUACCUUCCAAGGCAAAAUGGCGCUCAUGACUGGCGCUGGCGCUGGAUCUAUCGGCGCCGAGGUGCUACAAGGUCUUAUCAGCGGUGGUGCCAAAGUCGUUGUUACCACGAGCCGCUACUCACGUGAGGUCACCGAGUACUAUCAGUCGAUGUACGCUCGCUUCGGCGCUCGUGGUGCUCAGCUUGUGGUUGUUCCAUUCAACCAAGGCAGUAAGCAGGACGUUGAGGCUCUGGUUGAUUACAUCUAUGACAGCAAGAAGGGUCUCGGUUGGGACUUGGACUACAUCGUGCCCUUCGCCGCUAUCCCAGAGAAUGGCCGUGAGAUUGACAGCAUCGACUCCAAGUCUGAGUUGGCGCACCGUAUUAUGUUGACCAACCUAGUCCGUCUCCUAGGCUCUGUCAAAGCCAAGAAGUUUGAAAGCGGAUUUAACACUCGACCUGCUCAAGUCAUCCUUCCUCUCUCGCCCAACCACGGUACAUUUGGCAAUGACGGCCUCUACUCUGAGUCUAAACUGGCCUUGGAGACUUUGUUCAACCGAUGGUACUCAGAAAGCUGGGCUGACUAUCUCACCAUCUGCGGUGCCGUCAUUGGCUGGACUCGUGGAACUGGCCUCAUGAGCGGCAACAACAUUGUUGCAGAUGGUGUUGAGAAGCUUGGUGUCCGAACCUUCUCGCAGCAGGAAAUGGCCUUCAACCUGUUAGGUCUUAUGUCCCCUGCCAUUGUUGAUCUCUGCCAGACUGAACCUGUCUGGGCAGAUCUCAAUGGAGGUCUUCAAUUCUUGCCCGACCUCAAAGACCUCAUGACUCGUCUACGAGCGGAGAUCAUGGAGACAAGCGCAAUCCGACAGGCUGUCACUAAAGAGACUGCUAUCGAGAAUCAGGUUGUCAACGGCGAAGACAGCGAAGCUCUCUACAAGAAGGUCACCAUCGAACCUCGUGCCAAUAUCAAAUUUGACUUUCCUACGUUGCCCGAUUGGAAACAAGACAUUGCCCCCCACAAUGACAAACUUAAGGGUAUGGUUGACCUUGAUAAGGUUGUCGUCGUUACCGGCUUUUCCGAGGUUGGCCCCUGGGGUAACUCGCGCACUCGUUGGGAGAUGGAAGCGUUCGGCGAGUUCUCUCUGGAAGGUUGCGUAGAGAUGGCCUGGAUGACCGGUCUCAUCAAGAACCACAACGGUCCUCUCAAGGGCAAGUCCUACUCAGGAUGGGUUGAUUCAAAGACAAGCGAGCCUGUUGAUGACAAGGACGUCAAGGCCAAAUACGAGAAGCAAAUCCUGGAGCACUCGGGUAUCCGACUCAUCGAGCCCGAGUUGUUCAAUGGCUACGAUCCGAAGAAGAAGCAACUGCUGCAGGAAAUCCAGAUCGAGGAAGAUCUCGAUCCGUUUGAGGCUUCCAAGGAGACCGCUGAGGAGUUCAAGCGACAACACGGUGAGAAGGUUGAAAUUUUCGAACUCGAAUCUGGCGAAUACACUGUUCGCCUGAGGAAGGGCGCUACCCUUCUGAUCCCUAAGGCUCUCCGAUUCGAUCGACUGGUUGCUGGCCAGAUCCCGAGCGGCUGGAAUGCAAAGCAUUAUGGUGUUCCAGAUGAUAUCAUCUCCCAAGUCGACCCAGUCACGCUUUUCGUGCUCGUGUGUACCGUCGAAGCACUCCUUGCGUCCGGUAUUACCGAUCCUUAUGAGUUCUACAAGUAUGUCCAUCUUUCUGAGGUCGGAAACUGUGUCGGUUCUGGUAUCGGUGGUACUACUGCACUUCGUGGCAUGUACAAGGACAGAUUCAUGGACAAGCCCGUUCAGAAGGAUAUUCUGCAAGAAUCCUUCAUCAAUACCAUGGCCGCUUGGGUUAACAUGCUGCUCUUAUCGUCAACUGGUCCGAUCAAGACUCCUGUCGGUGCCUGUGCCACUGCUGUCGAGUCUAUCGACAUUGGCUACGAGACUAUUGUUGAAGGCAAGGCCCGUGUCUGCUUCGUUGGUGGCUUCGAUGAUUUCCAGGAGGAAGGCUCAUACGAAUUCGCCAAUAUGAAGGCUACCAGUAAUGCCGAAGACGAAUUCGCCCACGGCCGUACACCCAAGGAGAUGUCUCGGCCUACUACCACCACCAGAAAUGGUUUCAUGGAGUCUCAAGGUUGCGGUAUGCAAAUCAUCAUGACCGCUCGCCUAGCUUUGGACAUGGGAACUCCAAUCUACGGCAUUCUCGGCCUGGUCUCUACAGCCACUGACAAGAUUGGUCGAUCCGUUCCUGCUCCUGGACAAGGUGUGUUGACGAACGCCCGCGAGAAUGCUGGCAAAUUCCCGUCUCCAUUGCUCGAUAUCAACUACCGCAGAAGGCAACUUGAGCACCGACGACGCGCCAUCAAGAACUGGCAAGAAUCUGAACUUCUGUAUCUUCACGAGGAGGUUGCAGCUAUGAAAUCUCAAGCCGGCUUUGGCUUCGACGAGAAGACAUACCUAGAAGAACGUGCCGCCCACAUCGAGCGGGAGGCUGUCCGACAAGAGAAGGAGGCCCAAAACAGCUUGGGUAACAAUUUCUGGAAGCAGGAUCCUGCUAUCGCUCCCCUCCGAGGUGCUCUUGCUACCUGGGGUCUGACCAUCGACGACCUGGACGUUGCCUCCUUCCACGGUACUUCCACUGUGGCAAAUGACAAGAACGAAUCCGAAGUCAUCUGUAAACAGAUGGAACAUUUGGGUCGUAAGAAGGGAAAUGCUCUGCUUGGUAUUUUCCAGAAAUAUCUCACUGGUCACCCCAAAGGUGCUGCUGGUGCUUGGAUGUUCAACGGUUGCUUGCAAGUUUUGAACAGUGGUAUUGUGCCAGGUAACCGGAAUGCAGACAACGUGGACCAAGUUAUGGAGAAAUUCGACUACAUUGUCUACCCCAGCCGGUCAAUGCAAACUGAUGGUGUCAAGGCAUUCUCUGUGACCUCGUUUGGUUUUGGUCAAAAGGGUGCCCAAGCUAUCGGUAUUCACCCCAAGUACCUGUACGCCGCACUGGAUCAAUCAGAAUUCCAGAGGUACAAACUCAAGGUUGAGGCUCGUCAAAAGAAAGCCUACCGAUUCUUCCACAAUGGCAUGAUCAACAACACCCUCUUCGUGGCCAAGACCCAUGCACCAUACCCUGAUGAGUUGAUGCAGACAGUUUUCUUAAACCCUGAUCAGCGAGUCAUUGCUGACAAGAAGUCUGGCGAGCUGACCUACAAUUCGACUCUGCCUCAGAAGGCGUUGAGCACCAACGCUCAAGAGACAAAGGCUAUGCUCGAGUCCCUCACGCAAGCAAGUGCUAAGGAGGGAUCCAAAGUCGGUGUUGAUGUUGAGGACAUUCGAGCUAUCAACAUCGAAAAUGACACCUUUGUGAAGAGGAACUUCACCGAUGCCGAGCAGGCCUAUUGCAACAAGGCUCCUUCUCCUCAGGCAUCUUAUGCUGGUCGCUGGAGCGCCAAAGAAGCCGUCUUCAAAUCACUGGGUGUCUGCAGCAAAGGAGCGGGUGCUCCUCUUCAAGACAUUGAGAUCUUGAGUGAUGAAACUGGCGCACCCAAGGUGUCCUUGCGUGGAGCCGCAUUGCAAGCUGCCAAGGAGGCUGGCGUCAAGAACGUCAAUGUCAGCAUCAGUCACAGUGAAAGUCAAGCUAUCGCCGUUGCUGUUUCAGCAUUUUAAGAUCCCGGCACGUGGAUUGUAUAAACUUUCAUUAUGGACGAAAAAAGAUCCGACAUAAAGAGUGUUUUUUGAAAAGGCAGCUUUUCUUUCUGUUUUUAUAAUAGUUGCAUGGAUGCCGUCUUUGUUUCAAUGGGAUGGCGAUGGAAGGAUACUCGGUGUCGUCUAGGUAGUAACCGAGGCGACUUUGCUUGUUUACUUAGUGUUGCUCUAUCAACCUCACACAUAUGGGUACGUGGGAAAUGAAGAAGAAAGGAGGGCACGGCUAGAUUUACAUAUAUUAUUGUCAACAAAAGAUACUUUUCACUAUUCAGAAA